CUGUUGUAUUGAUCUGCAUAUGGUUAUCUGUGGCCUUUUAAACAUUUCUGAGAAAUGUUUCACAGGUUUUUCCACUGUGAAACUUAGAAACCACAAAAAAAGAAGUGGCAGUUUCCUCAUCACUAUUAGGAAAAGCUGAUGGCCAGAGCUCAGCAAUUAAAGGCAUGUAUGUUUCUUGUAGAAGAAGACUGAUAUUAGUACUAAUGGGAUCUCUUUUGUAUUUGCCAGCUAUACUCCUAUUGCUGCUUGACCCCUGUGUGGGAGAAAGAAUGGUGUCUAUUCAGAAAGGACCUCUUUACCGAGUAAAAGGCACACACAUCACUAUUUGGUGUAACGUCAGUGGCUACCAAAAAUUGGAACAGAAUUUUGAGUGGUCCUCUUAUCUGCUAUCAGCUCCACAGAGAGAGAUGCAAAUCAUCAGCACUAGAGACAGUGGAUUCUCUUAUGCUCUCUACUCCAAGCGUGUCAAAAGUGGGGAAAUUUACAUUGAAAAGAUCAAGGAAGAUUCUGUUCUCCUGCACAUUACAGACCUCAAGGAGAACGAUGCUGGUGUAUAUGAAUGCCACACACCCAACACAGAAGGUGUUUAUCUUGGGACUUACAAUGCCAAAACAAAUCUCUCAGUAAUUCCAGACACACUCUCUGUCACCAUGAAGUCACAGAUUCCCAUGCAAAAUGAAGGCGACUCUUUGGAUCUCAUUUGUCAAAUAUCAGUGGCAACAGCACAACAUACCCAUCUUUCUGUUGCUUGGUAUGUAAUACCAGAAGGAAGGGACAGAAAGGCCCAGAAGAUUCUUUCCCUGUCCAAAGAUUACGUUCUAUUUCCAGGCCCUUCCUACACUGAGCGGUUCAACUCAAGAGACAUCAGACUAGUGAAAACUGGGGAUACUGAAUAUAAAUUUUCCAUCAUCAAACUUCAACAAUCAGAUCAAGGUAAAUUGUACUGUGAAGCAGUGGAAUGGAUUCAAGACCCUGAUGGAACUUGGAAAGAUAUUAUCCAGAAACAGACAAAUACAACAUCAUUGACCAUUAAAUGCCUUGAUAAAAAAUCAAAUAUGAAUAACACUGCUGACAAAAAUUCAGCUCCGAACGGAAAAGAAAACAACCUCAAGUGCUCAGUGGAAACCCAGAAUAUCCAUGGUUCUGUAUGGGUUGGCUCCAUCAUGAUGGGGUGGUGGUUAGUGCUGAUCAUUACUGGGCCUCGUCUGUCCGAAAUGACAGUGAAGCAAGGCCUAGUGUGAGAAAUCUUCUAGUGCAGCAGCAAAGCAGUGACAAGCAUAUCUUUAUGGUAAGUCAGGUGGAAGUGAUAGACAAAGGGACAUAGAGCUAUAAGAUUUCUGAAAUACAAAACAUGCUCUGAGUUCAUUUUUCAUUAUACAAGAAAAAUUCUUCUGGCAUCAGUACAAAUAUGAAGUCUCAAGGUCAAUCAGGCUAGAUUUUUUUUUCUAUACAUAAAGUUGGCUUGACUAAUAAAAUGCUGUUUUUUCUCAGAACUGAUAGAUUGUAGCUUUUCUAUUAUGUAUGGCAAAUGCAUUUGUUCAGAAUUUUCUAGAAUUUUCACAUUCUGUAGUUAAAGUCAUUCUCAAAAGUUUUGAGAUAUUUGGGAACUGUGAGGUUUGUGUUGUAUAUAAAUAUAUAGAAUAAAUAAAUAGAUAACUGAAAAUAACUGAGAAAAUUUAUUUUAAAAUAGCAGGGAAAAAUAAAGCAGGUGGCAUAAAACAAAAGAAUAAAAAGGUGUCCCAAGAUAAGGGAAUGGAUUAUGUGCUUUAUAAUAAGGGAACAAAAUCUCUGACUUCCAAAUAUCACAAUUUAAACCAAAUAUAUUUGCAUGUAAAACUUUUGCAUGCUUCAAUGCAUCCCUAUGUGAAUAGAAGCUAACAUGACCUUAGCAUGGUGCAAAGUUAAAUAUAACGAUUUUCUGAACAUUUGAAUACAAUCUUACCACUUAUGCAUAUUUUUUUGAAUCCACAUGUUAAGGUGUUGUAUAUAAUUUUGUACUAUGUAGAGGCUAUUUCAGCUUCUGUUCACUUAGGCAUUCAUUGGAAUUUCCAUUUUUGCAGAGUGCCUGAACUUUUAUAUGCACAUAAACUUUGAGAAAUACAAAAAAAUAAAUAAAAAGGAUUUCUGGUUUGCGCUUGUAGUGCAUGGCUGUGCGACAGUGGACCUCUGCUCCUCAUGGCUAAUUUUGCCCUGCCAGGGGGACCCUAGAUGGGUCUGAAGUCGCCCCGUAAAGGUUACCGCAAAGGAGGGGCGCUCCAUUGAUCAUGAAGGAAGUUUACCUUUAUUUUAUUGGCAACAGCAAAGCCCUUAGCUAUGCAAAUCAUGCCAAUGUGGAAUGUAUUAAAGUUAACAAACACACCAGAAUACUUGAUUAUUCUUUCUUUUGUGUUUUUAAAAUGAAAUAUAGUUUACUAAAAAGUUUAGUCUGGUUGGCAGUUGGAAAGGAAGUGAAACAAAGAUGCAUGUUAUGAAGGAACAAAACAAAUUCUUGAAUCAAGAUGGCCAAAUUAUUGAGUUCCCUGAACUCAAGGGAAACCUCUGAACAUGUUAAGGAGAUAAUUAAGUCUUCUCGGGUAUCUUCAGAUGCUGGCUCACAAGUUAUCUCAAAUCCACACUUCUAUUUUAAUAGAUAUUUUAAUAGUCAGCAAUUAACCACAAGAGUUACUUCUUGCCAAAUUCCAUUUUAUUAAUAUUCUCACUAUAAGUGGAAAAUCUAUCAGAAAAUAUAAAAAAAAGAUGAUUGGCAUUUGAUAUCAUUAUUGGUUAGUAUUUAUCAUACAACUAUAUAAACAUUGCUUGUAUCCUCCUUAAGCGGAAAGAAUCUUAAAGUCUGACCCCAGUGCUGAUCAAAUAAACUUGGUGCUUUCUGAGCUUGCUUGGUUUUUUUUUUUUUUUUUUUGCAGACUCCUAUUUACCUACUUGGUAACAAAUUUGAUGUUUGAUUAUUUGUCUGUUGGUAGUUCCUUGAAUGGGAUAUUGUUACUGCUUUUGUUGAUCUGGUAUUAAACCUGGUGUUAAUCUCUGCUUAUCUGAGUAUUGAAUUGCUUGCUUUGAUCUUUCCUAUUUGUUUUUUUUGAUUAUCUCUUUUGAAUGAUAUGUAGACGUUGUUUAUCUCUGUGUGCAGGUUGAUGACUGAUUUGUCUGAAUGCCACAAAUAAACUUUGGCUCAAGCAGAUUGCAUAGUCACCACUCAUAAACUGUGUCACAGGGAACUUUUUUCUCCUUUCAUUACCUGUUUAAAAUAUACAGCAAUGCAUUAUCAGUCUGUAGGAUUU
Messenger RNA from Crotalus tigris (Tiger rattlesnake), 3275 nucleotides. RefSeq names its product CD101 molecule (gene CD101). The coding region runs from base 165 to 1241 and encodes 358 amino acids. The transcript has 4 exons. The record is from RefSeq and is a predicted model, not a curated record. Lineage: Eukaryota; Metazoa; Chordata; Lepidosauria; Squamata; Viperidae.